AGCCUUUCUCACAUGCACACUCCUCAGAGGCAGGAAAUACUUUCCAGGCAAUCUGGGCCUGGUUGUGGAGGCCCCUUUCGCAAAACAUCAGUCUGAAUUUAGUAGACAGAAGUCACUAGGAAUGCCUUGACAGGAUCCUGCUUUAGCUAAGGCUCCCUCCAGCUGCGAAGGGUGUUUUUGUUAGAAUCACACAGUGCGUAAAACUGCUCAGAAUAGAGCCAUGAUCUCAACCACGAAAUGGGAACUUAGAUUUUGGAGAAACUAACGGGGACGGACUUCUUUCCUAGCCUGAGUGAUGAACAGUGGUGUCAUGCCUUGGCGUUUCAGCUCCUCGUUGUCUAGGUGGUGAAAUGAUAAAACUCACUCCCUUCUUUGAUUCGUGAAUUUGAAGUAGUCUUUCAUCAAGUUCCAUCUCCUUUAACCUCAUACGGAAUGUGUCUCUCUGUCUGUUGUUAAACUAUGAUGACAUGUCUGGAGCUAUCAGAAAGAGGAGCUGGGAAGAACAUGUGACCCGAUGGAUGGGACAGCCUUUUAAUCCUGAUGAUUAUAACACAGCAUGCCAUCAUGGACUAGUAGCUGACACUUUGCAGGCAAGUAUGGAAAAAGAUGAAACUCUAAAUGUGGACCGCAAGGAGAAGUGUGUUUCACUACCAGACUGUUGUCAUGGAUCAGAGUUGAGAGAAUUUUCUGGGAGGCCAAUGGGUUGCAUUUCAAAAGAGGUGGAGGAAGAUGAGAGCCAUGAAGGUGAAGAUCAGUUUCUGUCUCUGGAAGCCAGCACAGAAACACUCGUGCAUGUUUCUGAUGAAGAUAUCGAUUCUGACUUAUACCUUACAGAUGAUAAGCAGAUUUUAACUACCCAAGGGCAUAACGCACCAGGCCAAUGUACGAUGGAAGGAGCAGGCUCCUUAGUAAUGACACUGCCCAUUGUGGAAAGUAACCAAGAUUCUUAUAACUCCUGGGGAAUGGCUGGUAAGGCUGAUUUAGCACUGCUAGAAGAAAGUGGAGAGAGAAAAGUCACUGACACUAUAAGUAAAAGCCUGGAACUUUGCAAUGAUAUAAGCUUAAGUGGAAUAAACGAUGUGCCCAAAGUAAAUGCAUUUGAUACUUUGAAUGUAAAAGAUAUUGUGCCAGAGACACAGUUGCUUAAUUCUGCCAUAAUUGCUCAGCAACGAAGGAAACCCGACUUCCCUAAAGAUGAAAAUGAAAGAAACACCUGCAAUGUAGUACAAGGUGAGUUCUUGGCUAUUCCUUCUACAGACAGAGGACUACCGUCAUUAAAAGCAGAUAUUGGAAGCUGCCUUCUGCAGCCUCCUUCCUGCCGCAGUGGAAUGUCAGCUGAAGAUGGUCUGGAGAAGAGUGAUUUCUCAGAACAUCAAAACAAAAGUCCUCCAAAGGUCACAGCAGAAGAUGACAUGCAGUGUUUACACUUACAGGAGACUCUGGCCACCCAGGAACCCACAGAUAACCAAGUGAGACUUCGCAAAAGAAAGGAAAUAAGAGAAGAUCGAGACAGGGCGCGGCUGGACUCCAUGGUGCUGCUAAUCAUGAAACUGGACCAGCUUGACCAGGACAUCGAGAACGCUCUCAGCAGCAGCUCCACUCCAUCGGGUACACCAACGAACCUGCGACGGCACGUUCCUGAUCUGGAAUCAGGAUCUGAAAGUGGAGGAGACAGCAUUUCAGUGAAUCAGAAACAAGUAAACUUGUCUUCUAACACGGAGUCUCCUGAUCUACCACCUUUCACCCCAGUGGCCAAUUCUGGAACCAAACCCAAGACUACGGCUAUUCCAGGAAUUUCAGAGAAGGAAAAGGCUGAAAUCGAAGCCAAGGAAGCUUGUGACUGGCUACGGGCAACUGGUUUCCCCCAGUAUGCACAGCUUUAUGAGGAUCUCCUCUUCCCCAUCGAUAUUUCCCUGGUCAAGAGAGAGCAUGACUUUUUGGACAGAGAUGCCAUUGAGGCUCUAUGCAGGCGCCUAAAUACUUUAAACAAAUGUGCAGUGAUGAAGCUGGAAAUUAGUCCUCAUCGGAAAAGAAGUGAAGAUUCAGAUGAGGAUGAGCCCUGUGCCAUCAGUGGUAAAUGGACAUUCCAGAGGGAUAGCAAGAGGUGGUCCCGGCUUGAAGAGUUUGAUGUCUUUUCCCCAAAUCAAGACCCGAUCCCCGGGUCCCCGGACGAUUCCGGCCCGAAGAGUGCCACGAGCUCCAGAGACCCGCGGACUGACCCCAGCGAUCACCAGGAGGUGUCCUCCGUCCUCAGCCUGAGUAGCACCAGCAGCCUCCCAAGCCACGCGCCCCCCAGCGAGGACGCUGCGACCCCCUGGACUAACUCCGUCAUCAGCAUCUGCUCCUCCAGCAACUUGGCAGGCAAUGACGACUCUUUCUGCAGCCUGCCCUCUCCCAAGGAACUGUCCAGCUUCAGCUUUAGCAUGAAAGGCCAUGAGAAAAACGCCAAGUCCAAGACGCGCAGUCUGCUGAAACGGAUGGAGAGCCUGAAGCUCAAGGGCUCCCACCACAGCAAGCACAAAGCACCCUCCAAGCUGGGCCUGAUCAUCAGUGGGCCCAUCCUGCAGGAAGGCAUGAACGAGGAGAAGCUGAAGCAGCUGAACUGCGUGGAGAUCUCCGCCCUCAACGGCAACUGCAUCAACGUCCCCAUGGUACGAAAGAGGAGCGUGUCCAACUCCACGCAGACCAGCAGCAGCAGCAGCCAGUCUGAGACCAGCAGCGCGGUCAGCACGCCCAGCCCUGUCACCAGGACCCGGAGCCUCAGCGCCUGCAGCAAGCGGGUGGGCAUGUAUCUGGAAGGCUUUGAUCCUUUCAAUCAGUCCACGUUCAACAAUGUGAUGGAACAGAACUUCAAAAACCGCGAGACCUACCCUGAGGACACGGUGUUCUACAUCCCCGAAGACCACAAGCCUGGCACUUUCCCCAAGGCCCUCUCCAAAGGCAGUUUCUCCCCCUCAGGGAAUAACAGCUCUGUGAACUGGAGGACUGGAAGCUUCCACGGUCCUGGACAUAUCAGCCUGAGGAGGGACAACAGCAGUGGCAGCCCCAAGGAACUGAAGAGACGCAAUUCCUCGAGUUCUACGAGCAGCCGUCUGAGCAUCUACGACAACGUGCCGGGCUCCAUCCUCUACUCCAGUUCAGGUGACCUGGCUGACCUGGAGAAUGAGGACAUCUUCCCCGAGCUGGAUGACAUCCUCUAUCACGUGAAGGGGAUGCAGCGGAUAGUCAAUCAGUGGUCGGAGAAGUUUUCCGAUGAGGGAGACUCCGACUCAGCCCUGGAUUCCGUCUCUCCGUGUCCGUCCUCUCCAAAACAGAUACAUCUGGAUGUGGACAAUGACCGAACCACGCCUAGUGACCUGGACAGCACAGGCAACUCCCUCAAUGAACCUGAAGAACCCUCCGACAUCCCAGAAAGAAGGGAUUCUGGGGUUGGGGCUUCCCUGACCAGGUCCAACAGGCACCGACUGAGAUGGCACAGUUUCCAGAGCUCUCAUCGGCCGAGCCUCAACUCUGUAUCACUGCAGAUUAACUGCCAGUCUGUGGCCCAGAUGAACCUGCUGCAGAAAUACUCACUCCUAAAGUUAACAGCCCUGCUGGAGAAAUACACCCCUUCUAACAAGCAUGGUUUUAGCUGGGCUGUACCCAAGUUCAUGAAAAGGAUCAAGGUUCCAGACUACAAGGACCGGAGCGUGUUCGGGGUCCCUCUGACAGUCAACAUUCAGCGCACAGGACAACCCUUGCCUCAGAGCAUUCAGCAGGCCAUGCGAUAUCUCCGAAACCAUUGUUUGGAUCAGGUGGGGCUCUUUAGAAAAUCGGGGGUCAAGUCUCGGAUUCAGGCUCUGAGGCAGAUGAACGAAGGUGCCAUAGACUGUGUCAGCUACGAAGGACAGUCUGCUUAUGACGUGGCAGACAUGCUGAAGCAGUAUUUUCGAGAUCUUCCUGAGCCACUAAUGACGAACAAACUCUCAGAAACAUUUCUACAGAUCUACCAGUAUGUGCCCAAGGACCAGCGCCUGCAGGCCAUCAAGGCUGCCAUCAUGCUCCUGCCUGAUGAAAACCGGGAGGUUCUGCAGACGCUGCUGUAUUUCUUGAGCGAUGUCACAGCAGCUGUGAAAGAAAACCAGAUGACUCCAACCAACCUGGCCGUGUGCUUAGCGCCUUCUCUAUUCCACCUCAACACCCUGAAGAGAGAGAAUUCCUCUCCAAGGGUCAUGCAAAGAAAACAAAGUUUGGGCAAACCAGAUCAGAAAGAUUUGAAUGAAAACCUAGCUGCCACUCAAGGGCUGGCCCAUAUGAUUGCUGAGUGCAAGAAGCUUUUCCAGGUUCCUGAGGAAAUGAGUCGAUGUCGUAAUUCUUACACAGAACAAGAGCUGAAGCCCCUCACUCUGGAAGCCCUGGGACGUCUGGGUAAUGACGACUCAGCUGACUACCAGCACUUCCUCCAGGACUGUGUGGAUGGCUUGUUCAAGGAAGUGAAAGAGAAGUUUAAAGGCUGGGUCAGCUACUCUACCUCUGAGCAGGCUGAGCUGUCCUAUAAGAAGGUCAGUGAAGGGCCCCCUCUAAGACUCUGGAGGUCAACCAUCGAAGUCCCUGCUCUGCCUGAGGAAAUCUUAAAGCGCCUACUUAAAGAACAGCACCUUUGGGAUAUAGACCUGCUGGAUUCUAAAGUGAUUGAAAUCCUGGACAGUCAGACUGAAAUUUACCAGUAUGUCCAAAACAGUAUGGCACCCCACCCUGCUCGGGACUACGUUGUUUUAAGGACCUGGAGGACUAAUUUACCCAAAGGAGCAUGUGCCCUUUUACUCACCUCUGUGGAUCACGACCGGGCCCCUGUGGUGGGUGUGAGGGUUAACGUGCUGUUGUCCAGGUAUUUGAUUGAACCCUGCGGGCCAGGAAAAUCCAAACUCACCUACAUGUGCAGAGCUGAUUUAAGGGGCCACAUGCCAGAGUGGUACACAAAAUCUUUUGGACAUUUGUGUGCAGCUGAAGUUGUAAAGAUCCGGGACUCCUUCAGUAACCAGAACACUGAAAGCAAAGACAGCAAAUCUAGGUGAUUACUGAAGCAAGACAACUGCCUCCACCACCUGGGUAUUUGGCUUCUAGAACUUUGGCGGUCCUUGGAAGAAUGGGUUCUGUGUCUGAUCCUGAAACAAAGAAAACUACAAAUUGGGAGUAUAGGAAUUGACUAUGGUGGUUUGAUACGUUUUUAAAGCUGCUUCCUGUUUGUUUAAGGUCUAUAUGAAUAGACCUUGACUGGAAUUUAUAAGAUUGUGCAAAAAAACAAAAAAGUGUUUGUAUUCUUAUUCAGAUUGCUUCUGAGAAGCAAAACUCUUUAAAUACAUUACGGAAGAUAAUGAAGAUACUUCGUUAUUUUGUGAUAUUGGUGUAUGUAUACCUGUGUCAUUUUAUGUGCAGUGUGUUGAGGGACUGGUGUAUCCACUGGAAUAGUUGGUACUCUUUGACAUGUUUUCUCACCGAGAUGAGCAAAAGAAAGGUUUGCACAGAGGAGUGUGAAUGUGUUUGUUGCUGGUUGAAUGGCCAUAGAUGUAUACGAUGGGUUCAGUGUCUGGCACACUGAGACGCCUCCAAGAAGGAGAUUGAUGAAUCAGGUUCAGUUUAACCUGGAAUAUCUGACUACCCAUGGAUCCAUCCAGAAAGGGGCCCAACACCUUUGUUCAUUUAUUAUUUGUUUUCCAAGUUGCUAAAUGUAUUCCUUCUCCAUGAACCUCUUCUGUACUUGGGUUAUAAUAGAUUUACUCUGAUACCCGUUUCAAAUGCCAUUUGUUUUUAGACUCAAUUGCAAAUAGUGAUGUAUUUUAGCCAGUAUAGAUUAGUUUAGCGAUGAGCCCACUCCAGCUCCAAAGCACAGGGGUUUUUUUUGUUUUGUUUUUAAGUAGAGACAUAAACACUGAACAUUCUAACAUUUACUCUUGAAUCAAGCAUCAAAACUUUUUCCCUGUUAGAAUUCUUUGCAUUUUCAUUUUUUAUGAAGAAACUCUUUCUACCUUAAAUGAAUCAUCUGCGUAUGGGAACAUAGGAAACUGUGUGUGUCCCAAGGAAGUCCCUAACAUUUAACCCAACCACAGAAGGCAUUUUUUUUUUCUUGUUAACAGCAUUCCUAAAAGCCGUACAUGCUUAAUUGGGUUUGUUCUUCUUAUCAGCAAAUAGGUUUUCUGGUUUAAUGAAAUUUUUGUUUUAUUUUUUCUUAUGUUUGUUUUUCUUUUCCUUUGGAAUGCCCUUGAAAUAUAUUUUUAGUGGUAAUGGACAAUAGUAAUCUUAGUGAAAACAACAAACAAACAAACCAGUGCAGUUUUUUGGAAGGGUGGUCUUUAUUCGGGUUUUACUGUAAUGGUAAAGAUUGACUCAAGAGACAGUAUUAGUAAAUUUAUUUUGUAUGGAUCAAAAGUGAAAAAUGUAUGAAUGAGAGUUGUAAGAAGGAUUUUUAUUUUGUUGUGACAUAAUUUAGUUGCCAUUAUCAGUGUUAUUUCAGAGGUUCUUUGAAGAAGUUCCGGGAGUCAGAUUAGAGUUUUAAAAUUGGAGUAUUUUGGAUAUCAACGUUCCUCAUGAAGAUAUACUUGUAUAUCCAAUUUUGAUGGCUUUCAGACUUGUAAGAUUGUAUGUUGUAUAUAACAUUCUAUUAUGAAACAUGUACACAUGUCCACUGUGCUUUCAAACAUAGAUAAAGCAUGAUAAAGAUUAUUAUUUAAAAUAUACUUGUAUUUAUACCUCAGAUAUUCUUUUGGGUUUUGUACCUCAAGGCUCCCCCCGCAUUGUAAAUACACUUUACAUGAAUACAGUCUAAGUGAGAAAAAUAAAUAAAAGGAAGAGGUUUAUAACUUGCUCUAUAUCUGUACAGAAUAUAAUCAAUAAGUGCACUAUUAAAUGUUUAAAGUAAGGGAAACGUCUGGCCUACUUUCCUUUGUAUAAUUGCAUUGCACUCCCACCCUUAAAGCCAGAGUUUGCAAAGCACAGCAUUCUAGCAUCAACUAAAAUCAAAAGAUAGGUUUGCUGAAGGCAAAAAUUUGACUGCAGAUCAUUCCAAGGCCAAACUGCAAUUGAGCCACUCACUCACAAACAGGAAACCCUGGUGAAGGUUCAGGAAGCAUGGGGACACUCUCCAAACAAAGCUCCAGUUAGGAAACGAUGCUGAGAAAGUUACAAGAAGAAACAACAAGAGAAAAGAUGCUCAUAAGCAAAGUCAAGGUCACCGAUUAAUUCCACUAAAGGUCUCUUUCCCACUGUUUAACAGCUUCCCUGUUGAAAGGAUUCCUUACAUAUUUGACAAGAGAAGAAUUUGAAGGAUAUGAACAUGCUCAAGAACUCUGCUGAAGUCUUCCAAAGCAUUAUCACUACAACUUAUUUGUGUGACUAAUUGCCUAGAUUGUAAGCUCUUUGAGGGCAGGGCUCGUCUCCUAUACGUCUUUAUAAUCCUCUGUAGCAGCUUUCAGUAUUUUGUAUGUGUAGGCACCUAAUAAAUUUAUUAUUUGCUAAACUGA
This is a messenger RNA of Carlito syrichta (Philippine tarsier), 7496 nucleotides long. RefSeq names its product DLC1 Rho GTPase activating protein (gene DLC1). Gene Ontology annotation, molecular function: protein binding; lipid binding; GTPase activator activity. The coding region runs from base 468 to 5054 and encodes 1528 amino acids. The transcript has 18 exons. The record is from RefSeq and is a predicted model, not a curated record. NCBI's taxonomy places the organism in Eukaryota, Metazoa, Chordata, Mammalia, Primates, Tarsiidae. Gene Ontology annotation, biological process: actin cytoskeleton organization; signal transduction; regulation of Rho protein signal transduction. Gene Ontology annotation, cellular component: focal adhesion; membrane raft.